AAUUUUAUAACCGUCGAGUACUUUUGUAAGUGCGGUGUGUAAACACACGACGGCGACAAUAAAAAUCCGGUCUUUAUCAAGCCACAAUAAAACAUCACUGGCUGUCAUGCACCAGGGGGAACUUUUGUGGAACAGUUCAAGCGUCAAUCAACGAGUAAACUUGACGAGAUAUUUUACUGCUAGCCUGGCCAACUAGACAAACUUCGAGCGAAGUUUUAAUCUGUCCCCGCAUACCCGCUGUGCGUGUGUGAGAAACUGGAGGUGGUUCUUCACCGUGUCCUCCUAGUGCUUGCUCUCUUCACAUCGUCCUGCCUGACUGACACCAACAAAACUGAGUUUAAAUUCCCUUUCUGUUAACAGUAAAGGGUUUUUAUAGCUGUGACCUGAGUGUGCAUAAGUGUGGGCAGUGCCGGUGUUAGAUGGUACAGUUUAUAUAACCGGUAAAUGUUGAUGCAGUAAAAAAGGACUGAUAUCUAGGUUUAUGGUUUUUAGAGCCAAGAUGGCCAACGGGUGGUUGCGAACUGCGUGGGGCCGAUCUUUGGCCCUGUGCUUGUGGACGAUGCUUUUGCUGUCGACCCUUGCGGUGGUGGAUGGUGGAGCGAGGAAAAAACGCCAGAGUAGUGGGGCAGCCGACGAUGUGUCCAAUCAGCCCAAAAUGGUAACGGAUCAAGGGCACCUGACAUUCCAGACGGGGGAUAAUCAUAACAUAACCUUCAAAACAUCAGGCUCAGGCCGUGUGGUUAUGGGCGAUUACGACCUGCUUGCAGUGGUCGAUAUGGUCAAAGAUAAUGCUGCCGCAAUUAAAGAUCUCAAUAAUGCAGAAACACCUGACAAUGUCCAACAGCAACUUGAUCAGAUCAAUGCUGACCUUACCGCUCUCCAAAGUAGAGUGACCGCUUUAGAAGGUCCAGGCUCAGGCAACCUUGACACAAGGGUGGCAACCCUGGAGCAACAAGUACAGGCACUGACAAAUAAUCUGAACCUCAACGAGUGUCAGACAAAUCCCUGCCAGCACGGAGGCACGUGCGUCAACUUAUACCAAGGUUACCAGUGUCGAUGUGUACCAGGAUGGACGGGCACUACAUGUUCCAAUGACGUCAAUGAGUGCGCCACCAUUUCUGGCACAGAAGAUGAUUGUCAGAACUCUGGGACAUGCAUGAAUACCCUUGGAAGCUUCAGGUGUUCGUGUCCAGCUAAUUGGUUUGGCCCUCAGUGUACCAUCAGGUACGACGACUGCAGCACGGCGUCGCAUACCGAUUUGUGCGGCCACGGGUUCUGCGUGAAUGAUCCUAGGGUUAUUACAGGAACGCCGAAGUACUCUUGUGUCUGUAUGGACGGCUGGCAGACGGAUGGAACUAGUAACAAUCCGGCAUGUACAAUCGACAUUGAUGAGUGUAACGAUAGGGACUACCCUUGCUCCUCCGACCCACUGGUCCAAUGUAUCAACGUUCCCGGUACCUACUACUGCGGUAACUGCCCAACAGGUUACACCGGCAAUGGAAACCAGUGUACGGAUAUUGACGAAUGCUUGAUUAACAAUGGUGGCUGUUCAGUGUCCCCGUUGGUGCAGUGUAUCAACAAUGCUGGUUCAAGACAGUGUGGUUCUUGUCCCGUUGGGUAUGUUGGAGACGGAGUGACGUGCAUCUUUGUUGGAAUCUGUAACCAAGACAACGGUGGAUGCUCCUCGUUCGCAACCUGCACAGAGAAUAGCGGUGUACCCGAUGGGCGUAUCUGCACCUGUAACCAGGGGUACACUGGUGACGGUGUAGGCGCCAGCGGGUGCAUACCCUCCUCCGGGGCCUCCUGUCUGGACAACCCCUGCAUCAACGGGCGCUGUGAGAUCUACGGCAAUUCCUACCAGUGCAUCUGUAAUGCGGGCUGGACGGGAGACCAGUGCGGCCAGGAUGUGGACGAGUGCGCCAGCGCUCCCUGUCAGAACGGCGGCACGUGUCAUAACCUCGUCAACGGGUUCGACUGUGACUGCUUAAGUGGGUUCUCCGGGGACCAGUGUGAAGAGUCUCAACAAUCUUGUGGUGGCUACCUGAAUGGCGAGACUGGCUUCUUUGAAUUCCCACCGUAUGGUCAGGUUUAUGACCAUGGACUAAGCUGUGCCUGGGUCAUCACUGUGCAAGACAGCAAGGUUGUCCACAUCAGCUUCACCCGUUUCAAGCUGGAGUCCCACGCCAACUGCGACUACGACUUCUUACAGGUCAACGAUGGCGCUUCGGCAUCCGCAUAUACCCUCGGCCGAUUCUGCGGGGAGGAUGUACCUAUUCCGAUCACGAGCACUCAUAAUCAACUCUAUUUCUGGUUCCGAUCGGACGGCAGUGUUUCCUAUGAAGGUUUCGGAAUCAACUGGUCCAGCGUAGACCCAGACUGCGGUGAGGACCUCAUAGGCAGUAACUACGGCAGCAUCAACUCACCCGGUUACCCCGGCAACUAUCCCCCCAACAGGGAGUGUGUGUGGACGGUCACGGUGGAUGCUGGCAUGUACAUGACGUUUGCAUUUGGCACGUUACAGCUGGAGACUCACGAGACAUGCGAUUACGAUUACGUGGAGAUCAGAGAUGGUCUAACUGAAACUGCCGUGUCCCUGGGAAAGUUCUGCAGCACGCUCACCCCGGCACCUGUCCAGACCACGGGCCCCUAUGCAUUCAUCCGUUUCCAUAGCGACCAAAGUCUGACGGACACCGGGUUUCACAUCACGUACACGUCAAUGUCAAUUGAUCCAGGAUGCGGUGGCGUUCUAACUGAUGAUGAUGCGAUACUGAUAUCGCCUAACUACCCCAAUCCUUACAACCACAAUGCUGAAUGUAUCUGGACCAUACAGAUUGGCGCCGGUGCUCAGAUCAAGUUCACCAUUACAGACCUGACCAUAGAGGAGGAGGACAACUGCAGCUUCGACUACGUGGAGUUGAGAGACGGGUUUGAUGAAACUGCACCGUUUGUCGGACGGUACUGCCAUGCUGAUGCCAUACCACCUCCUUUCGUGUCUUCGUCAAAUAUGCUGUGGGUCAAGUUCGCAUCCGAUGCCUCUAUAAAUGCUGGAGGGUUCAGGGCAACCUAUGAACUGAAUUGUGGAGGAAUAUUUACCGAUCCGACUCAGGAGCUGUUGUCUCCAUACUUCCCCAACUACUAUCCUCUGAACAAGAUCUGCGAAUAUGUCAUCAAUGCUCCCCAGGGUCAGAUGGUCAUCGUGACCUUCAUAACCUUUGACAUCGAAGCUCAUGAAGAGUGCAACUUUGAUUACCUUCAGCUUCACGAUGGAGGUGAUGAGAGCUCGUUGAUAAUCUCCAAGUUGUGUGGAACUGCUCUUCCAGCUGAGGUGUCCUCCACUGGCAACUCAAUGUAUCUCAAGUUCGUCACUGACGGCUCCAUCGCAAACUAUGGCUUCCGCGCAACGUUCAGAUUUGAAGAUGCAGCCCCAGGAGGAUGUGGAGGUCAGUUCACAGACGACGUCGGCAUCUUUGCCUCGCCCCCUCAUCCCGAAGGUUACCCCCACGGUGCUCACUGCGUCUACUCCAUCAUGGUGACGGACGGCUACGUCAUCCGUCUCACAUUCAAUUCCUUCAGCUUGGAGGAGGCCACUGAUUGUAUCUUUGAUUAUGUACAGGUGUAUGAUAACAGCACCAAUGCGCUGUCCCCAGACAUGGGAAGGUACUGUGGUAGUAGCCCACCUCCAAUCCUCACAACCACCGGUAACGAGAUGACCGUCAUCUUCCAUACAGAUUCUAGCAUAGCUCGUGAGGGCUUCACUGCCUCUUACGUGGCUCUCGACGCUACAACAGUGUGUGGUGGUGAGUUAAACCAAGACACGGGCGUGAUCACUUCACCAAACUAUCCCGACGAGUACCCUCACAAUCGCCAGUGUACAUGGGUCAUAUCAGCCUCUUCCGGUCGACAGAUUAACGUCAACUUCACAGACUUUGACAUGGAGCAGCACGUGGAUUGUCUGUACGACUAUGUUGAGCUCAGGAAUGGUGGGUACGACACCUCACCACUGCUUGGUACCUUCUGUGGUAGUAGCCUCAGCCCGACCUCCUACACCUCCCACAGCAACAAGAUGUUUGUGAAAUUCGUCUCAGACUCGAGCCUCGCUGCCCGCGGGUUCUCGCUCAGCUUUGAUGGUACCGCGACAGGAUGUGGUGGAGAACUGACUACUCCAACGGGAAGCUUUGUGUCGCCCAACUACCCUUACCCCUACGGUCACGACGCUGAGUGCUUCUGGCUCAUCACAACCAAUCAAGGCAGCACGCUCAUCCUGACAUUCGCAGACUUCGACCUAGAGACGCACGGAACGUGUGCGUUCGACUUCCUCAAGGUUUUUGAUGGCCUAACUGAGAAUGACGCUGAAUUGGGAACGUUCUGUGGUACAGACUUUCCAGCACCGGUCCAGUCCACGGGUAACUCGCUCAGGGUCAAGUUCCGAACUGAUUUCUCAAUGGCAGGGCGGGGAUUCCAUGCCGCCUACCAAACCAAUUGCGACCAUGUCCGCCUGACCGGCUACAGCGGCGUGAUUGAGAGUCCAAACUUCCCGGGUGCCUAUCCACACAGCCGAGACUGUACCUGGAUCAUUGAGACUACAGAGGGUAACACUGUCAACCUCACCUUCACUACGUUGACGUUGGAAGACCACGUCAGCUGCAGUUAUGAUUACAUUGAGAUUCGCGAUGGUCAAGAGGACGAUUCACCGUUGAUCGGUGACCGGCUCUGUGGCCAGAAUGUCCAGCCGAACGGAGUCUUCUUCACCAGCACUGAUCGCUACCUCCUGAUUCGCUUCGUCUCGGACUCCUCUAUUGCAGAUGCUGGAUUCCAGGCAUCCUACGUUGUCAAUGGCUGCGGUGGUGAGCUGACAGGAAACACUGGGUCACUGAGCAGUCCAAACUACCCCAAUCCGUACGACCACUCUCGAGUCUGCAGCUGGACUAUCACUGUUGACUACGGCCAUUCUAUCGCUCUGACCAUCACUGACUUUGACGUGGAGGCUAGCAACGACUGUCAGUAUGACGCUCUCAAUGUCUACUCGGGACGAGACGAUUCUGGUCUUCAGCUGGUAUCACUUUGCCACAGCCAGUCGUCACCUCAAACCAUCUCUACAACAGGGAGAUACAUGUAUGUUUACUUCCGCACAGACGCGAGCAUCAGCGGACGGGGCUUCUCAGCGACUUACCAAUCUCAAGAUGGCGGCUGUGGGGGUAACUACUCCACGCCGACAGGUGACUUCCAUUCACCGAACUAUCCCAACCUCUACCCUCAUAACACUGACUGCACUUGGCUGAUCACGGUCGCUGAUGAGCACCGAGUGCAGCUCACAUUUCUGGACUUUGACUUGGAGGGAGCAAGCUGUGCGUACGACUACGUCAAGUUGUUCGACGGCCCUUCUCUGGACUACCCACUACUUCUUACCCAUUGCGGUACUGACCUGCCAGUCCCAGCCGUUGUGUACUCCUCGGGGAAUCAGAUGUUUAUCCGCAUGUUGUCUGACUCCAGUGUCGCCUACACAGGAUUCCAUGCCACUUAUGAAACUGCUUGUGGUGGUCGUUUGGACGCUACACAGACCGGUGUUCUCAAGACAACUAAUUACCCGGGUGCCUACCCGGCCAAUCAGAACUGCACCUGGGUCAUUGAGUCGCCCAAUCCUGGGGACCGUGUAACACUCAGCUUCUCCAACAUGGACAUCGAGCAGGCAACGACCGGUUGCGAACAUGACUACAUUACGCUGUAUGAGGGUAAUGAUGACUCUGCCCCUGUGAUCGACCAGUACUGCGGCACCUCUAUACCUGCACCCAUCACUUCCUUCGGCUCGGCUCUGACUGUGAGCUUUGUGUCGGAUAGCUCAGUACAGUUGACCGGAUUUAGGGCUGUGUACUCCACUUCAUUAUCUGUUUGCGGUGCCGAUUUCACCGCGCAGAGCGGUGCGUUUGCCAGUCCCGGUUACCCAGCUAGCUAUCCUGGUGACACCGAGUGUGUUUGGACGAUCCAAUCAUCACCAGGCAACCAGGUUCAGGUUUCAUUUAGUGCUUUUAAUCUGGAAGUGGACUGUAGCUUGGACUAUCUAGAGGCUAGAGUUGGUGAUGAGAAUGGGGCACUGAUCGGACGAUACUGCGGACCUCGCAGGCCCAGCAACCUGACGGCAACUGGAACCAUGUGGCUCAAAUUCGUCUCGGAUCCCUCGGGAACUGGAAUCGGUUUCCUCGCCAACUUCGGACUAGUCUUCGGAGGAGACCUCAUCGCACCAACCGGUCAGAUCUCCUCACCAUUAUAUCCCAAUAACUACCCGAACAACAUGGAUGUGAUGUGGACAAUCUACGUAUCAACAAACAGGAGAGUUCGCAUCCGGUUUAUAGAGUUCUCCGUGGAACCAUCUAAUACUGACUGCAUUUUUGAUGCGUUCCAGGUGUAUGAUGGUGCAGAUUCCUCGUCUCCGAUCCUUCUGUCCGUUUGUGGCGUGGAUCUCCCCGAUGCAGUGGAGAGCAGUGGAAGUGUAGCCACGGUGCUGUUCCGAACUGACUCUUCCGUGACCUACCCAGGCUUUCUGGUAGAAUGGACUGAAGUGUCUGGAGUCCUGACUGUAGUUCCACCUACGCUGCCACCAGGUCAAUGCGGCGCCAACUUGCUUGCCGGAGAAACUGCACAGAUGUUCAGCUCUCCAAACUUCCCGAACGGCUACGCCAACGACCUUGACUGCCAGUGGCUGGUAGAGGCUGACCCGGGCAAGACUGUAAAGCUGCAGCUCAGUGACGUCAACAUUGAGGCUCACACAUCGUGUUUGUAUGAUUACGUGGAGCUGUAUAAUGGUGACACAAUCGACACGGCUACAAGCCUCGGCCGUUUCUGUGGCCGUGUAGAGCCGGAUCCUUCCCCGUUGUACUCUACAUCCAACAAGAUGCUUGCUGUCUUCCAUUCUGAUGGUUCGGUUAACGGCACAGGCUUCCAGGCCAGUUACCAGACAUUCUGCGGCGGUUACAUCUCCAGUUCGUUGGGCGUGAUCACCAGUCCGCUAUACCCAGGCACCUACACCAACAACCAAGACUGUACCUGGGUCGUUGAGGCACCGAGUGGUUUUACCAUCACGGUCAAUUUCUUGUCCGAUUUUAACAUCCAAACCAGCACAAACUGUGUCAAUGACUACGUUCAGGUUUUGAAUGGCGGUGAACUGACCUCUCCCCCUCUUGGGUCAUCUGCAACCGGCCGCUAUUGUGGGACGACGGUACCCGCUGAGAUGGAAACCAGUGGAAACAUGUUGACCGUUCGUUUCCGAACUGACAACAGUGGAGGAGCCAGGGGCUUUAGUCUGUCAUACCUCGCCCAACAACAAGGCUGUGGUGGACAAGUGACCCUGACAGAUGCCAGCUCCAGCAGUGACAUCAUGUCCCCUAACUACCCAAGCAACUAUCCACCCAGCAUAGAGUGUAUCUGGGUUGUGACGGCGCCCUCGGGCGAGGCCAUCCAGAUGAACUUUGCGUCGCCGUUCUACAUUGAACCCCAUGUCAGCUGUGAAUUUGAUUAUCUUCAAGUACUCGACGGCGGUGACCAGAAUUCAAACGAGCUGGGUAAAUUAUGCGGCACUACAGUGCCUGACACCAUCACAACUUCAGGCAAUGCAGCUGUCCUGAGAUUCCGCACUGACUCCAGUGUGGCGCACCCUGGCUUCAAAGUAACGGCCAAUAUUGCUACUUGUGGUGGUACGAUCUCCGGGACUAGCGGAGUCAUCACUUCUCCGAGCUAUCCUAGCAAUUAUGGCAGCAAUUUGGAUUGUAUGUGGACGGUCCGUGCCCCCGACGGUCACUACAUCACGUUCUCGUUCGAUACCAACUUUAAUCUCGUCAAUAGUGCAGUAGGAGACUGCUCCUCAGGCGACGUCCUACGAGUCAAUGACGGCAGAAACUCAUCAGCAUUUGAGUUGGCGAGGGCAUGCGGAUCAACUGCCCCCCCAGACUUUGACACCUCAUCAAACUACGCCUUAGUCCAUUUCACAACAGACGCCUCCCAGGUAGGGGCUGGGUUUAGCCUGAGCUUCCAAUCUAGCCAAGAAGUCUGUGGAGGUGAUUUGGCUACAGCUACUGGGUCCUUCACCUCCCCCAACUACCCCCAACUAUACGCACACUCGCGUGUCUGCGAAUGGCGCAUCACUGUCGCUUCGGGACAAGCCGUCACGCUUACAUUUGACGACUUUGAACUUGAGGGAAACGCGGACAGCUGUAUCUUUGACUACAUUGAGGUCUUCAAUGGAUUGGCGGAUGACUCCCCCAGCUUGGGUCGAUUCUGCGGCAACGUAGCCCCUCAAGGAAUAGCUUCAACCGGUAACACCAUGCGCGUUGUCUUCACCACUGAUGGCAGCGUUGCGUUUGGAGGAUUCUCGGCACGAUACGAUUCCCAGGACCAAGCCCAAUGCGGUGCGGUGAUUAGCAUUUCACCGGGCAGUCAGGGCACAUUCUCCAGCAUCGGUUACGGCAGCCUCAACUACACCAACAACUUGAACUGUCAGUGGAUUCUGUCGAACAGCGCCCUCACCAACUCGUCCCUCUACCUGAACUUCGACGCUGGGUUCGACCUUGAGGCGGGACUCAACUGCCAGUACGAUGCUGUGGGAGUCUUUGCAGGUAGUGACUCUACAGCAGACCCUGUAGGAGUGUACUGCGGAACCACAGCUCCUGAUCCCAUCGUUAUGCCACAGUCAUCAGCCUUUGUACGCUUCUUAACAGACGGCAAUACGAUUGGAGGAGGAUUCAAGAUCACUUAUUCUGCAUCUAGUUGUGGUGGAAUAGUUAGUGGAAGCAGUGGAGUGAUCACCAGUCCCAACUUCCCUCAAAACUACGAUCAUGACGACCACUGUGCCUGGCUCAUUCAAGCUCCAACAGGAACCACUGUCACGCUGACUUUUACAUCUUUCGACGUUGAGACCCAUCCCAAAUGCCAGUACGACUACCUCUCAGUCCGCAACGGAGGCACCUUCGAAUCGCCACAGAUCUCCGGCGAGAGUCCGUGGUGUGGCAGUACGGCGCCGGCAGCCAUCACCACCUCCAGCAACGAGGUCUUGAUGGUAUUCAUGACAGACAGUAGCGAGUCCGCUGGUGGGUUCCGUUUGGAGUGGAGCACGGACGCAAGAGGUUGCGGUGGUAACUUCCACGGGAACACCGGUAACUUCCAGUCAAACAACUACCCCAGUGCGUAUGGAGCUAACGAGGAAUGCGUCUGGGUCCUGAUGGCCGAGAUGGGUUACCACAUUAGGGUUGACUUUGAUGCCUCCUUCAACCUACAGUCUGGCGACAGCAUUCAGGUGAAUGAUGGGAGCAGUAGUAACGACACCCUCAUCGGUACCUACUCUGGAACCACGGCUCCAGCUACCAUCGUCUCUUCCCUCAACGUCAUCAGAAUCAGGUUCCGAAGUGACGCAUCCAACCAAGGCACUGGUUUCCAGGCUAGCUGGUCUAUAGGAUGUGGAGCAACCUUCACCGGUGUAACCACUGGUCGCAUCGUGUCACCGGGCUACCCUGGCCGCAACUACGAAGACGGACUGACGUGUGAGUACAUCAUCAACUGGACCCCUAUGCAGAGUCUGGGCCUGCUGUUCAGCGACCCGUUCGGCAUUGAAGUGACAAGCGACUGCAACUAUGAUGGGCUCCGCAUCUGGGCGGGAACCGAUGAUACCGGUACUCGGAUAAGUAGCAUCUGUGGUGACCAAUUACCAGAGAGCAUCCUUGUCAUGGGACCAGUGUUCAUGAGGUUCUACUCCGACUCCAGCAUCAACGACGUCGGCUUUGGGCUAGACUUUGAACCAGGAUGUGGCGGUACGUUUACUGAUCCGAGCGGAGUGAUCCAGACCCCAACCCAUCUUGAUUCCUACAGACACAGCCAGAACUGCAGCUGGAUCAUCACUGUCAGUGACGACAGAUCUGUAUCACUCAAGUUUUCAAGCAUGGACAUCGAGCCCCAUUCUUCAUGUAUCUACGACUAUAUUGAGAUUUACGACGGAGCGGACUCCAACUCGCCGAUGCUGGCCCAACGACUGUGCGGAACCACGCCCCCUACUGACGCAAUCAUCAGCUCUGGUUCAUCCAUGUUGGUCCGCUUUGUGUCCGAUUUCUCUGUGUCCGGCGAUGGCUUUGUGGCAGCAUAUCAAGAAGUGAUUGGACCAUCUCUUGGCUGUGGUGGAAUAUUAAACGCCCCCACAGGAACCAUUACGAGCGUGGACGUCGACAGCGACGGGAAUUACGAGGACAACCUGGACUGCAUGUGGUUCAUCUCGGCGGAGAUUAACAAAGUUAUAGAGUUGACGUUCACCGGAACCUUCAACGUUGAGGACAGCGCUGGGACGUGCCCAUUUGAUUACCUAGAGAUUCAUGACGGUUAUGGAAGUGUUUCACCGCUGGUGGGCGUAUUCUGUGGACAGACUCCUCCUGCCGUUAUCACCCUUUCAAGCAACCAGGCUUAUCUACGCUUCGUCACGGACAGUUCGGUUAACCAAGGAGGCUUCACUCUUAACUACACAUCAGUAGAUCCUCUUUGUGGCGGAACGUUCAACGCAACCGACGUUGCCCAGGUGAUCACCUCUCCCAACUACCCCAACGUCUACCCUCAUAACAUCCGCUGCACCUGGUAUAUCGAUGCCCCUGACGACACCAAGCAUGUCCGCAUCGAAGUCAACGCGUUUGAUAUUGAGAAUGAGGGCAAUUGUAACUACGACUACUUGGAGUUUAGGGACUUCCCGGAGACAAACGGGCAAACUCUACGAUACUGUGGAACGAACGUACCUCCUGUGUUUGAUACUGCGGGACGUACAGCCAAGAUCUACUUCAUGACUGAUGUAUCUUCAAGUGGUACUGGAUUCUCCCUCACCUAUGCCAUAGCAAAUUGCAGCAAGGAUUACACCGGUGACAAUGGGCGGGUUACCAGCCCAGGCUAUCCUCUGUACUACCACGACAUCCACGACUGUAAGAUCACAAUCACGGCGCCGUCAGGCACUUUCCUUGCUCUCUACUUCACGGAGUUCAACGUAGAGUUCAGUACCGACUGCGUGUACGACAAACUUGAUGUUUAUGAUGGAGUUGAUGAUUCUACACCAGUCCUCUUCUCCCUUUGUGGCGUCUACCUUCCAGAUCCGAUCUUCCUCUCUGCCAACACUGCCUACCUCAAUUUUGUCACCGAUGAAUCCGUUGCAUUCGCAGGGUUUGACCUCACGUACACGUCCAGCACUGUAUCAUCAGGUUGUGGAGGAGCUGUGGGCGGUCGUACGGGUAGUUUCACCAGCCCCGCCCACCCGUUCGCUUACGGUACCAAUCUCGACUGUGGAUGGUCCAUCGAGGUACCGACGGGCGGCAACCAACUGACUCUGGAUUUCACCACGUUGGCCAUCGAUGGAGACGAGGGCGUCUGUAACCAGGACUACCUUGAAGUGUACGAUGGUAGCUCCUCGGCCAGUGGCCUGAUUGGACGCUACUGUGGAAUGACACCACCAGCACAGAUCACAGCCUCUUUUAGACAGUUGUUUGUCCGACUUGUCACCGAUGGUCAGAACCCUCCUCUUGGCAACACCACGCUCAGUGGCUUCAGAGCUGUAUUCAACAGUUGAGCUUUCACAACAACUCUAGAAAUAUGAUUCUACAAAAUGAUGGAAGUUUUCACCUGCAACUAUGAAUUUGGAACUUACACUUCACGUUGUUGUAAGAGUGUGUCUACUGUAUCACCUCUUCCAGUAACCCACCUACGUGUUAUUUUAUAAAAGAGAAAAUCUAGGUUUAUAUUAAAGUACUGAAAGAAUUUGAAACUCAUAAAUAAUAAAUAAAUUUGAAUAAAUAUUGACGAAUGAAGUGAGUGCAGUUGUGAUUGUCAUCGUGAUCUACUAUUCAAGAUUCUGAAGAUAUAUUUUUUGGUAUUUUGCACAAAUUUGAAUCGUUGUAUAAAAGCUAAAAGGGAUUGUCUUUAGGCUGCAAAAGUGUCUUCCGAAAAAAGAGUAGAUAACUUCAGAACAUUAAGUUUUCUGUUCAUGUUAUUUAGAGGGAACCUUAUCCCAAAACCUUUUGUACCUUGUGAUGUUUUAAGGAUGGAGUUGUGGUAAGGUUUUUUUUUUAUUGUGCAGCGACCUCAUCGGACAAUCAAUCAUGAAAUGUACCUCUAUCAUUCAAUGUUAAAGCCAGUACUACAGUUAUCCAUUUAUAAAUAGUUUUUCGGAACAUUCCAUUUGCAUGCACUUUCUCAUUUCUGUUUUGUUUUGGGGUUUUUUUUUUUAGACAUUGAGAAUCAUUUUUUUCAGAGACUGACUUUCAGCUUAAGGUUCCAGAUGAAUCUUUCUUUUUCUGCUAUCUUUGUUUGGAUAAUAUCAAUAACUAUAAAGUGCUUUCUUUUGUUUAUUCUGCAACAUUCCCUGUGAAUUAAGGCUGUGUCCAAAUAGCUUUCCGCACUAAUGCUAAGCUUGUGCGUUUGUCCAUAAUGUAUGUCGACCCGCGACUUAAGCCCAGUUUAUACUUGCAAAUAUUCGUUGCGAGUUUUGUGACGCCAACAUUUGCUUCGCAUUGUUAUUCACAGGAAGCACAUUGUAAGAUUGCGCUUAGUAACACUAGUGGUGCACUACAUUUGGCGUGUCGAUAUUGCAGUGAUCGCCGACAGUUAGGUACUUUAAGCAAAAGUGACAGCAUUAGUGCAGGGUGCUAUUGGCAACUGCAGCUACGGCUAGACUUCCGCGCCAUUUUGCGGUGUAGUAUAGUAUGUCCACACUUUUAGGGACUAGUUGUAGUCGUAGCUGUAGACGCCAACUUGGAUAUGGCCUAAUAGACCUUAUGCAUUGACGUUAUCCUGCCACCAUUUGGAGUUGAAAUGACAAUGAAACAACGAGAAUCGCACAGCUGUGUACGCAUUGCACACAUGUGGGCGACCCAUUGCAAUGAUGCCAUGUGCAUAAGAUCUAUAAAGAGAUAUUUCCCAAUGGAAGGGUAAUUUCUCUCCAAGUUUUGUAUUUGACACUUAUUGAAACUAAGUGGAUAUUUAAAUUGAGAGAAUUUGCCCUAUUCUUUCACAAAACUUUUACAAAACAUUUUUGUCUUACAUUUUGAACCCCUGGCAUCUCGAUGCAACACACGGUUUUGGAUUUAAAUUUGCAUGUGUACUUCGUUUCACAGAAUGCCAUUUUUUACUGGCAACUUAGAAAUUAGUUGCCCGUAUAUUUCCUCAUGUGACAUGGCCAGGGAUCUUGCAAGUCUCGCCCGCAUUCGAUUAUUGGAUUCCAUUAAAGGGUGUGAAACUUUGGAACACAUGGGUGCGAGUUGAUUUUUUCACUUGUUGAAGCAAUGUACAUGGGACCAGAGUGGUCCCCAAAAAGAUUUGAGUAAGCGCGAUAUGUCGCGCGCGUCUUACUGCAUGCAUGUGGCCUAAAAUGAACACUGCUCAAAAUGGUGCCAACGAGAUUUGAAUCCGUGUGAUGACGUCAGGUGCAUCGGGUCAAUGCAAACUUAAAGCCCUUCCAUUUAUGUUGUAUCAUAUCAUGUAAUGGUCCUGCUUGUAAAAUUCUAUGAAGAAAAAUUAGUACUUUAAUGAAUUUUAGAUAUGAAAAAGAUGAAUCCGUAAACAAAUGUGAAUAUUAAUGACUUUAGGUCUCAAUUACAUCCAAAUAAAUAAGAAGUACUCUAGCUUGAUACACAUAUAUUUUUCCAGUAAAUUUUUCAGACGUAGAUUUUCAGAUGUAGUGAAGUAAUUAGCAUUUUGUAUUUGAUUUCUUUGUAUUUUGAUUUUUUUUUUACAAGAUAAAUACAGAGAAUCAAAUUCUUAAAAAUAGAAGUAUAUUAUGUGAUAUAAAUAUAUUAUAUUAAAACUAUGUGAAUCCAAUCAACUUGAUACGGAGGCUUUGAGUGAACAUCUGGGUUUUAAGUUACAAUCGUAGAGAGAUGUCUAACGUAGAUAGUUGAGACACCUUUCCAAGUUUUGAUACUGUGUCUUAUUGAUCCGGGCCCAAUUUUAUAAAGCCGCUAAGCACAAACAAAUAUUGCUUAUCAAAAACGGGUUAUCAGGAGCCAAAAUGACACUAGGUUACAUUGUUGUGACUGGUGGCCCACUCACCCUUUUGCUUAGCAAAGAAAUUUGUCAAGUAGUAUUUUCUGCUUAACAGCUUUUAAUAUGGAAUUGAGCCCUGGUUAGCAAAUUUUUGUGUAUCUGGAUUUUCAAAUCCACUUCAUUUAGAUUUAGAACUUUGAGAGAUGUCUUAAUUUGCACUUAUAACGUCUUUCUUCGAUGAUUUUGCUCGGGAAUAGCGGACAAACUGUGAGGCUGUGUAUGUUUUUAAAAGUGAAAAUAGUGUGUGUUCACUGUGAAAGGGGUCGAUUUCCGACAUCCGUUUCCAAGCUUUUAUAACUGAACCGAGGGAAGUGAUGUUUGAAGCUUUGUAUGGUGUGAAGGAUAAGAAGAAAAUCUAAAUAAAUAGUAAACUUGCGGCUACAACCAUGUAAUAAUUCUCUGAUGAGGGAGUGCUGGCUCUGAAAAGGUUUGGUCUCGACGUUUCGAACAGUAUACUCCGCUCAUCUACAGGAGAAAAUAAAUUUUCCUUGAUUGAGAUGCUCCAAUUCCCCGAUUGGGAUAUUAAAGACCGAAUAUAAUCACCUCAUUGGAAGAAAAUAUUCAACUGUGCCUAAAAUGAUUAAAUAUAGAAGUUUACUUCAUAAGUUUAAAGUACAGAGACAUAUCAAUCAAUGUAUUCAGUGAUACCAAAAUAAAAAUUGUCAUCUUGUUUA
Asterias rubens (European starfish) is the source of this 14717-nucleotide messenger RNA. Its product is annotated as cubilin-like. The transcript is spliced from 66 exons. Gene Ontology annotation, molecular function: calcium ion binding. Bases 482 to 11572 code for a protein of 3696 amino acids. NCBI's taxonomy places the organism in Eukaryota, Metazoa, Echinodermata, Asteroidea, Forcipulatida, Asteriidae. The record is from RefSeq and is a predicted model, not a curated record.